Cyclopterus lumpus (lumpfish) is the source of this 1475-nucleotide messenger RNA. Its product is annotated as 14-3-3 protein epsilon. Gene Ontology annotation, biological process: signal transduction. NCBI's taxonomy places the organism in Eukaryota, Metazoa, Chordata, Actinopteri, Perciformes, Cyclopteridae. The transcript is spliced from 6 exons. Gene Ontology annotation, cellular component: cytoplasm. Bases 157 to 927 code for a protein of 256 amino acids. The record is from RefSeq and is a predicted model, not a curated record.
UCCCGGAUGGAGUAGCGCCGCCAUCUUUACGCCAGUGUUACCGGUGGGUGUUCAGUCCAGCGGAGCAACGGUUGCUGUUGCCGAUCCACCACCAGCCGAUAAUCCUCUCCCUUUCUUACUGGGACGCCACGAGCAGCCCCCAAAAACACGAACACCAUGGCGGAUAGAGAGAACUUAGUAUACCAGGCAAAACUCGCCGAGCAAGCGGAGAGAUACGACGAAAUGGUGGAGUCGAUGAAGAACGUGGCCAGUAUGGACGUGGAGCUGACGGUGGAGGAGAGGAACCUGCUGUCGGUAGCGUACAAGAACGUGAUAGGUGCCAGAAGAGCGUCCUGGAGGAUAAUCAGCAGCCUGGAACAGAAAGAAGAAAACAAAGGCGGAGAAGACAAACUAAAGAUGAUCCGGGAAUACAGGAAAACGGUCGAGAAAGAGCUGAAAUCAAUCUGCAACGACAUUCUGGAUGUACUGGACAAGCACCUCAUCUUAGCUGCAGUCACGGGAGAAUCUAAGGUUUUCUACUACAAAAUGAAGGGAGAUUACCACAGGUACCUGGCGGAGUUCGCCACGGGCAACGACAGAAAAGAGGCAGCGGAGAACAGUUUGGUUGCAUACAAAGCUGCUAGCGACAUCGCCAUGAUCGAACUCCCUCCAACGCACCCCAUUCGUCUGGGACUGGCCCUCAACUUUUCAGUUUUCUAUUACGAAAUCCUCAACUCGCCGGACCGCGCAUGCAAGCUGGCGAAGGAAGCGUUCGACAAUGCCAUCGCAGAACUGGACACGCUGAGCGAGGAAAGCUAUAAGGACUCGACACUUAUCAUGCAGUUGCUACGUGACAACUUGACACUAUGGACCUCAGACGUGCAGGGAGAUGGUGAAGAACAGAACAAAGAAGCACCUGCGCCAGAUGCGGAGGAAGAGACCCAGUGAGACUGAACCACAAAAGACAAAGUCCUCUUCCUCCUCCCCCGCCACCCCCUUUUUCUUCUUUUUUUUUUCCUCUCCUCCCAGCACUAGCAUCUGUCCCCAGCCACAGUUUUCAACUGGGUUUACACUGCAGCCCACACUCUUCCUCUGCCUUCUGUCUCACCCGUUCUCCUCAUAUGCAUGUCAUGUCCCAAUGCUCCACAGGGCCUGCUCUGGUCCCCCGUUUCCACUUCCCAGGAGUUUUACUUUUUUUUUUUUUUUUUUUCGAUGACUCGUUUUUGCAAGCCUGUACCCUUUACGGUUCAUGUCCUCCUUUUUACUGCUUUUUAUUUUUGCUUUACUUUGCUGUAUCAUCUGUUGCCAAGUACGCUUGCCUGUAUUUCUAACACACACAUAUGCAAAAGUUUAUUUAAAGACGAUACUUAGCUGUUCAUUUUCUUUCUGUAUUUGUGUGUUUCUAAACAAUAUAUAUUGUCCAUGCAGUCGGUCAGUUUUGAAACAUUUCAGUUUGCAAAUUUGAGGAAAUAAAAAGUGGCGAUGAAAGAUUUAAA